Messenger RNA from Pocillopora verrucosa, 1502 nucleotides. RefSeq lists its product as uncharacterized. The record is from RefSeq and is a predicted model, not a curated record. Lineage: Eukaryota; Metazoa; Cnidaria; Anthozoa; Scleractinia; Pocilloporidae.
GAGCCUUACUUAAAAAUUUCUACGGGAAGUUCAGUAGAAUUUAGUUUUAAAUCGUAUCACCACUGUAUUGCAAGAACAACAGAGCAUUCAGUUUUGCCAAAUGGAUCGGAAGAUCGAUACAACCUUGGAGGAAAGACUCAGCGAUAUUGACGAAUUUAUCCAGUCUGAACUGGGAUUCCCUCCUGUGAGUCAUAACUCAGAGUCAGUUACAGUCGAAGAACUUUACAGCAUAAGCUCCCUGUUUCGUGAAGCUGGGGACGAAUUAUUAGAGAACGAGACAAAUUGUGUCCCGAAGAGGGCUUGCGAAGUUGAAGUAGAAGUUCAGAUCGUGGGUCUCAAAGAUGUCUACGACAAAAAGACGAAGAAAACUAAAGAAGGAUUUGAAUAUCGCUUGGACGACGCAGAAGUAACUGUGAUUGUCCAAGCAUCUGAUGAAAUCUCCAGUAUUCGAGCUUACACUCAAAGGUGUCACGAGGCUGCGAUGAGGACUCAUGAUACAAUUGGUCCAGUGGAACUUGAUGUAAAAGUUGUUCAGAGUGAGGCCAGAUUCCGAGUCGUUGUAGUAGACCUUGGGUCGGUGUACAAGACACAGGGAGGUGAUCCAGUCUACUGGCUAGAGAAAGCAGAAGUCAUUGAAAGGAACAAAUGGGAAAUGAUGAUAGAAAUGGAGUUUGGUUCAGACUUGAAAGGAACAGUUAAGUCAGAGCCAUUCAGAGUUACAACCAAAGCAAGUUACAAGAUAAAAGGGAAAGGAGAUUUGCCCAGCUGUGGAAAUGUACAAAGGUUAUUUCGAAAAUUCGGUUGGCCAAGUGACAGCAGAGAUGUUCCUGAUAGACCCUUUAGUGGAAUAAAACAAGAAUUUUCAAAUGAAGCGGCAUGUUCUUUGAGCGGAGAAUUAGACGCCUUCUCUUUUACAAAGGAGGACGACAAUACAUCGGGACACUUUCCUGCUGACAGUUUUGAGACCGAUCUCGAGUCUGGUUGUGAACCCUUGGCUGGCAGGAAAAUUUUGUUUAGAGAUCACACCACUUUAGAUAGAAAGAUGGUUUCAAAGUAUUACAAUAGCAAAUCAUCAAUUCACUAUAUUGUGGAGCAACCCGAGGAUCCUGGUCUUCUAAAGUUGGUUGGGAAAAGAUGUAUGGUUGGGAGCACUCGCCGUAAAGCAAACGGACACAAGAGCGCCGAAGAGGAUUUCUGGUGGGCUUGUGGGCACUGUUUCUUCGAACGUCGUAAGAAGUCGACCAUUAAAGCGCAUGUUAGUCAAAGGGUUUGUCAAAAGUCGAUUGAAAAUAAAUUGUCGAAGAGAAAAUUAACAAGCCGCCAACACAGUGAAAGUGACUUAGUGGAACCUCAUUUUCUUGGUUAUACGUGGAAGGACUCUCUUUCUGUGUGAAUUGUGUAAUACUAUUGAGGUAUAUUAAUGGUUGACGCUCACUGAAAGUGAAGUAAAGUAAAGUAAAGUAAAGUAUUUUGUUAAUUAUGCCAGAUAAUAUGUAAUUAAA